AACAACUCUUUUAUUUUUCUUUUUCUUUUCAACAAAAACCGCUCUCUCCUCGUUUCGAUCCCUUCAACUUCUUCUUUAUCAAAUUUCCCUCCAAUUCUCUCACUUCCUCAACGGCCACCACCACAACCAACUAUGGCGUCGCGCUUUCAGGCCGCCGCCCUAUUGGCCUCGCCUUCCUACCCCAACGCCGUCGCUUGGUCCGACGACAACCUCAUCGCCGUUGCCUCUUCUCAUCUCGUCAUCAUACUGAGUCCUGCAACGCCUUCUAAAUCCCGAGGCCUUAUCACGAUUGAAACCGGCAAGCCUUUUCCGAUUGGUGUUGUUGAUCGUAAUGAUUUGUUAUCAGCUAAUUUGCUCCCGGCUAGUUUAUCUCGGGACACUCGGCCUUGUGUUCGAUCAAUUUCAUGGUCACCACUUGGACUAUCUCCAAAUUCAGGGUGCCUUCUUGCUGUGUGCACAAUUGACGGGCGUGUUAAGCUUUAUCGUCAACCUUUUUGCGAUUUCUGUGCUGAAUGGAUAGAGGUGAUGGAUAUAUCCACAAAGCUUUGUGAUUAUGUGGAAAGUAUUGGUUUUGGCGAGCUAAAAGCAUCUGUUUCGAAUGAAUCUGAUAAACAAGAUACAGAGCAUAGAAGUUCUGAUGACGACUGCUUAAACAUUGUUUUCAGAAAGGAACGUAAGCGACGAAAAUUGAAAGACAAUGCGCUUGGGAGUGGGACUGAGAUUGGCCAUUCAAAAGAAAACAGUUGUAUGCAGAUUAUUUCUGUAUCUAAAUCUAAGGCCAAUUCUCUCAAGAAGAUACCAGAAAAGUGCACAUUGCCACUCAUAACUGCAGAUAAAUAUGCUGCUCGAAGUGCAAUACUAUCAUCUCUUGUAGUUGCUUGGUCACCAGUGUUGCAGGUCUCGCCCAAAAUUUGUGUCAUUCCUCCAAAUGGUUCAUCCAUGUCUUUACUCGCAGUUGGUGGAAAAUCUGGUAAAGUUUCACUUUGGAGAGUUUCUGUACCUGACCGCUACUCAAUUGAGCUCAGUAGGGUCCCAGCAACUGCAAUGAUUGUGGGGCUCUUGCAGGCACAUGGUUCUUGGAUUACAGCAAUUAGUUGGGCACUGCUUGAUUCUGAAUCUUCAAAUCCUCAAUUUUUAUUGGUUACUGGAUGUUCUGAUGGGAGUGUCAAGAUCUGGAUGAUUUAUAAUGAGCAGUUGUUGAAGUCAAGUGAAGCUAAUCAUGCUUCGUUUUCCCUGUUGAAAGAGGUUGUAAAUGAUAAUGUCCCAAUUUCAGUAAUUUCACUUACUGUACCCGCUCGGUCCUCGACAGAAAUUCUCUUAGCAGUUGGAAAAGGAUCUGGAAUUUUCGAAGUGUGGAUUUGUGACAUAUCUAAUAGCAAAUAUGAUAAAUUUGGCUCGUAUGAUGCACAUGACAAUGUUGUUACAGGUUUAGCUUGGGCUUUCGAAGGACGUUGUUUGUACAGCUGUAGUCAGGAUAAUUUUGUUCGGUGUUGGAUUUUGAGCAAGGAUGUUCUAUCUGAAGUAUCAUUUCCUUCCAACACUCCUCGCCUGAGAAGCUCAUCAGAACUUUCACAUACAUAUGCGUCAUGCUUUGGUGUUGCAGUCUCUCCUGGAAAUCUAGUGAUUGCUAUGGUUCGUAAUUUUGAUGAAGAUUUAUUGGAUCCAAUGUACCAGAAAAGGACUCAAAAGGCUGCUGUUGAGUUCUUCUGGAUUGGUGCACAAGAAGCAUCUGUUUUGUCAAAUAACUCCUCAACUUUUGCCAUUCCUGGUUUUCCCGUAAAGGAAUUGAGUUCUUGGGAGGUCAAUAUUCUGUGGUCUUUGAAACAGUAUGAAUCUCCGAACAAGCCCAUCAUUGUUUGGGAUAUUGUAGCAGGGUUACUGGCUUUUAAGCGCUUUGCCGCAGAGUAUGUAGAACAUAUACUGAUUAAGUGGCUCUCAAUUUCAUUCGUCGGAUCCCAAAAGUACCAUUCUACUGAAAAGAUUUUGUUGCAUGUUUCAAGGAUCAUGUCAAAGCUAUCUUCUCGACAGCUACACCUCUUGAAUAUUAUUUGUAGAAGGGUAGUGCUAUCAGAGAUGAAAGUGGACCAAAUAAAUAGCAAAUUAGAGAACUUUAUAGAACUAGAUUGCUCGGAAGAGAAACUGAUUAUUUGGAUUAAGCUGCUUUUGAGCAGUGAAGGAGAACUCCGUGAGAGACUUGUUGGUUUGAACUUUUCUGCUUGUGUUAGUCUCCUGUCUCAUUCAACCUCAUUUUCUUAUUGUCCUGUUGGAUUAACACAAAUGCAGCAGUGGGUUGCGCUUAACCAUGAUCAUGCACAUGAUUCGUUAAGAGUCUUAGCAUCAGAGGUUCAGAAGCAUGAGAAGAGGCUUCAAUCAAGAGAAAAUGCAACGGAGGAAAAGUGUUGCUAUUGUUCAGCUCCAGUUCCAUUUAAAUCUCCAGAAUUUGCACAUUGCCAAGGUAAUGGUCAAGGACACAAACUAGCUCGAUGUGCUGUUUCUAUGGAGAUUUGUCCCAUUACCCCCACAUGGUUUUGCAUAUGUUGUCACAGAAGAACUUCCACACUGCCACCCGAGACUCUUUUCGCAUUGCCCGGGUAUCCUUCAUUAGAUUUUGAGUCUCCAACUGCCUUGAACAAUGCAUCUCCAAAGCCAUUGUGUCCAUUUUGUGGAAUACUACUACAAAGACAACUGCCAGAUUUUCUGCUAUCUGCAUCUCCUGUGUAAGUUAUAUGUUUCCUAGCUUUGUUUCAAGUGGCUCCCACCCAAGCUUUGGGUUAGAAAAAAUAGUAUAGUAAUACCACAUCAACUCCCUUUAUGCAAGAAAAAAUAGGGUUAAAAAAGAGAGAACAACAAAUAAUGAGUUCAUCACAAUCACAAAUCAGCACCAAAAAAAUGGAUGGCUUGUGGACAAUCGUAGUAGGUAAGAUCUAUCUGUCUUUAUUAUAUCAUUUUUAUUUAUUUAAGGUCCCAAUUGUUUCACGUGUUGUAUAUGUUGAAUAACCAGGCUGUAACAUAUGCCACUCAUUAUUGUAAUCUGUAUUAAUUAUAAAAUAAACAAGUGAUUAUAUUUUA
Molecule: messenger RNA, 3069 nt
Organism: Humulus lupulus (European hop)
Lineage: Eukaryota; Viridiplantae; Streptophyta; Magnoliopsida; Rosales; Cannabaceae
Exons: 15
Coding region: 133-2721 (862 amino acids)
Biological process (GO): transcription initiation at RNA polymerase III promoter
Cellular component (GO): transcription factor TFIIIC complex
Molecular function (GO): histone acetyltransferase activity; protein binding
Source: RefSeq, a predicted model, not a curated record